Molecule: messenger RNA, 568 nt
Organism: Paramuricea clavata
Lineage: Eukaryota; Metazoa; Cnidaria; Anthozoa; Malacalcyonacea; Plexauridae
Source: the annotation of a GenBank genome assembly
UCGUUUCCUGUAUCUUCCUCCAACACCAACAUACAGCGAAGCUGCGGCGACUGUAUUUUGUAUAGCAAUCUGGGGUGUAUGGGUACCUUUUACGCUUGGUUACAUCUCCAUAUAUACCUGCUUGGCCCUGACUAUUGAGCGAUGGUUGGCGGUUGUGAAACCACAAAUUUACCGAUCGUUGAAAUGUCGUCACGCCAUAUUAGCUGUCGUCGUUGUCUGGCUCUGGGCAUGCGCAAUAAACAUUACAGUGCUGUUUCGAAUGAAGUAUGAUGUCGCGACGAAAAAAUGCAAAUAUGUGCCAAUACCUCAAGCAGAAACAAAAUUGGUUUGGAUGGAUUUCACGGUGCAGACCAUAAUCCCAAAGUCUGCCAUGGUAGUGCUCUAUUGUCACGUGUGUUACACCUUAAAAAAGCUCCCCAGUCUAUCCUGCAACGACGCAAAGUUGAAAAAGGUUACUGUGGUAGCCCUUGUCGCAUGUUCCGCGCUCAUAGUGAACUGGCUUCCUGGAAGAAUCACAUUCAUGUUGUCAAAAUAUGGCAUCCUUGGUAUAGAUGAUGAGAUCCAUAUU